This is a messenger RNA of Hypoxylon trugodes, 2162 nucleotides long. Its product is annotated as cytochrome P450. NCBI's taxonomy places the organism in Eukaryota, Fungi, Ascomycota, Sordariomycetes, Xylariales, Hypoxylaceae. The transcript has a single exon. The record is from RefSeq and is a predicted model, not a curated record. Bases 154 to 1707 code for a protein of 517 amino acids. Gene Ontology annotation, molecular function: monooxygenase activity; heme binding; oxidoreductase activity, acting on paired donors, with incorporation or reduction of molecular oxygen.
GCCUCCCCUACUUGCGGUGUGUAACGACGAGAUGAAGAGCGGCUUCAGCGGUGUAUUCGGACAGACAAUCUUUUACGUCACCUAAUAAACAUAUCAUCAGCAUUAGACUCACCUAUUCGAUUCGGCACGGGUAACAUCAUACUUACUGCCAAGAUGGCAAUACUCGACCGUAUCCCAUUAACUUGGGCAGUGGUCGCCGGAUUUAUUGUCAUCGCAGCUUACUUCGUUUAUCCAUAUUUCACGACCUACGGUCACCUCGGAAAUAUCCCAGCUCCCUUCCCAGCACAGUUCACCAAUUUCUGGCUACUUUAUGUAUGUAGGCGAGGAAAACGAUAUCUUGCCGUAGACGAGGCCCACAAGAAGUUGGGCCCUAUUGUGCGGAUCCAACCGAACCAUAUUAGCGUCGCCGACGAUGAAGCCAUUCAAAUCAUCUACGGCCAUGGCAAUGGGUUUCUAAAAUCAGAUUUUUAUGAUGCUUUCGUGUCGAUCAGACGGGGUCUCUUCAAUACUAGGGACCGAGAUGAACAUACUCGGAAGAGGAAGUUGAUCUCUAGCACCUUUGCUCCGAAGGCCGUGCUCCAAUUCGAGCCUUAUAUCCACCAAAACCUCGAGGUAUUCGUCAAGAGGUGGGACGGAUUAGUCGCACAAUCAACUGGAGAAGAUAAGGCCGCGCAUAUCGACUGUCUGAAAUGGUUCAAUUACGUCGCCUUUGACACGAUCGGGGACCUAGCCUUCGGCGCACCAUUCGGUAUGCUAAAAGCCGGGGCUGAUAUCGCCGAAGUGCGUAUGGCCGUCGACGCUCCACCUAUCUACGCUCCCGCCGUCGAGAUCCUCAAUCGUCGGGGCGAGGUCUCGGCUACUCUCGGAUGUUACCCAUCACUCAAGCCAUACGCAAAAUAUCUCCCCGAUCCAUUCUACAGCAAGGGUCUCGCCGCCGUACAGAACCUAGCCGGAAUCGCCAUCGCGCGCGUCAAGGAGCGUCUCGAGAACCCACCAGAUGUAAACCGGAAGGACCUCCUAACCCGACUACAAGAAGGCCGCGACGACAAAGGUGAACCCCUCGACUUCGAAGAACUAACCGCCGAAGCUCUAACCCAACUUAUCGCUGGCUCUGACACUACAUCCAAUUCCUCCUGCGCGUUGUUAUACCACGUCACGCGCACACCCGGUGUGUUACAAAAAUUGCAGCAAGAACUCGACACCGCCAUCCCGGAUAACGAAAACGUUAAAGUGCCGGAGUACGAAACAAUACGUAACCUGCCGUACCUCCAAGCCGUAGUCAACGAGACUUUGCGCAUUCACAGCACCUCCGGCAUCGGACUCCCGCGUAUCAUACCGCCUAACUCCGACGGUGUAUGGAUCCGGGGGUACUACUUUCCACCGGGCACCGUACUCAGCGUACCCACAUAUACCAUGCACCACUCGCGCGAGAUUUGGGGCCGGGAUGCCGACGAAUUCCGCCCUGAACGAUGGCUUGAAGACGAAGGUCAAGGUGGAUUAACAGCGAGGCAGAAAAAUGCGUUUAUACCGUUUAGCACCGGACCACGCGCUUGUGUGGGAAGGAAUGUGGCUGAGAUGGAGAUGAAGAUGAUUGCGGCGACUUGGGCGAGGAGGUAUGAUGUCUUUUUAAGGCAGCAGGGGAUGCGUACUAGAGAGGGGUUCUUAAGGAAACCGUUGGAGUUGGAGAUUGGGCUUAGGAGAAGAUGAGGGGGUGGGGGGCUGGGCGAGGUAUGUAUGGUAGAAUGUGGGUAUGAGGGAAGGAAGUGUGUGACUUUUUACGACGAUAUGAUAUUUCGCUGGGCUUUACGAAAUACGCCAUGGGUUUCAUGUUUCAUUAUUUCAUGAACAAGGCAUCGGUAGGGAGGAGGAUUGAUCGGCUACCCGCUAACUUGUUGGCGGACGCUUCUCUUUCGAGCUCUUCGAAUAUUACGUUACUAUAUCUCUACUCCGGCAGUUAGAGAAUCCGGCUUUGGAAGUAAAGAUGACUCAACCAUAUUAUCACCAGGAGUCUUAACAUAUCCCGUUAGGGUUUUUGGUAAAUAUCACUACUUAUUCUAUUGAGAAAUGACCUCAUAUUUCCCAUUCAACUGUAUUGCCCCCUCAACCUGCUUCACCCAAGGCGGUCUCCUCUCAACAUAAACCUCAAUAGCAGGAGGCCUGUC